Lagenorhynchus albirostris (white-beaked dolphin) is the source of this 5159-nucleotide messenger RNA. Its product is annotated as ceroid-lipofuscinosis neuronal protein 6 homolog. Lineage: Eukaryota; Metazoa; Chordata; Mammalia; Artiodactyla; Delphinidae. The coding region runs from base 710 to 2134 and encodes 474 amino acids. The transcript is spliced from 14 exons. Gene Ontology annotation, molecular function: calcium ion binding. The record is from RefSeq and is a predicted model, not a curated record.
GAUCCAGGCCGGGCAGGGAGGAGGGCGGUCAGGGCCGUCCCCAAGGCCCCAGACGCCAGCCCUGGGCCGAGGGGAUCUCCAUGGUGGCCGGGCCUCAGGCUGGACCCCCUCCUUCCUGCGGGCUGCGACAGGCGCGCGCCCGAGCUACGGGUCGCCGGCGAGGUCCCAAGAGGGCCGCGCGCGCCCUGGAUGGCGAAUGAUGGACGCGCUUCACCCGACCCAGCCCGCCGGGCCUAGGGCCUGAAAGUGCUUCUGCCUCCGCCUCCGCUCUGCGUCCUCCCCAGCUGGAGGAAACCUGCAGGCCCUCGCCCACUGGAGCCCAGAAGAGCCAGACGCUGUCUGUCGGUAGCUUCAGAGGUCCACGCCUGGGGAGGCCCCCAGAGAGAGGCGGAACGCUGCGGCCACGGCAACCCCUGGGCUCUGGACGGGGAGGAAGGCGGGCCUCUGCAGACAGGGCUGAGACGGGGAGGGUGCGAGCGGGGGACGGUUAAGUGGGGUGUCUCUUCCAAAGCAGACCGGCCGGCGAACGAGGCCCGAUGAAGAAAGGUUCUGCUGCGCGAAGGCGGCCCAUCCCCACUUCGGCCCGGGAUGUCCUCAUUGCCCUUGAUGCCUGGAGCUUCCAACUCGCCCCCACUAGGCCCUGGGGGUCCCUAGCCAGGGAGUGGGACAGAGUGAAGGCGCUGAACCGUUACUGCCGGAGCCUUCUCCUAUGGUGGAGAUCUCAAGAGUGGAGGAGAGUGAGUUGGCACCAGAGACCUCUGGGUUCACAGAUUUUAGGAGAACUCUUGGCUACUGCCACCUCCUCAAAAGAAGACCAGAAAAACCUGUUGAUCAAGCAAAGCACAGCUCCGUCAAGGCUGAUGAGGCUGCCAGCACGGCUCCCUUCCACCUUGAUCUCUGGUUCUACUUCACCCUGCAGAACUGGAUUCUAGACUUUGGCCGCCCCAUUGCCAUGAUGGGGGAACUGAGGCCUGAAGAGGGGAAGAACUUGCCCAGGGUCACCCAGAACGUUGGUGCACAACUGAGUCCCAAAGGAGCCUCCAACUCUCAGCUGGUGUUUCCUCUCGAGUGGUUUCCGCUUAACAAGCCCAGCGUGGGGGACUACUUCCACAUGGCCUACAACAUCAUCACGCCCUUUCUCCUGCUCAAGCUCAUCGAGCGGUCCCCACGCACCCUGCCGCGCUCCAUGAUCUAUGUCAGCAUCAUCACCUUCAUCAUGGGCGCCAGCAUCCACCUGGUGGGUGACUCUGUAAACCACCGCCUGAUCUUCAGCGGCUACCAGAACCACCUGUCAGUCCGCGAGAACCCCAUCAUCAAGAAUCUCAAGCCGGAGACGCUGAUCGACUCCUUUGAGCUGCUCUACUACUACGACGAGUACCUGGGCCACUCCAUGUGGUACAUCCCCUUCUUCCUCAUCCUCUUCAUGUACUUCAGUGGCUGCUUCACUCCCACCAAAGCUGAGAGCUCAAUGCCAGGGCCAGCCCUGCCCCUGGUGGUGCCCAGCGGCCUGUACUACUGCUUGGCGGACUUUCGACUUGAAGCCGGGAGGAAGGGGAACAGGAAGGCGGUUCUGGGAGCAGCGAGCGCACGGGUGGCAACCGGAGGCCCCGCGAUGGCCAAGUUUCUUUCCCAGGACCAAAUUAACGAGUACAAGGAAUGCUUCUCCCUGUACGACAAGCAGCAGCGGGGGAAGAUGAAAGCCACUGACCUCCUGAUGGUGAUGAGGUGCCUGGGGGCAAGCCCGACGCCGGGGGAGGUGCAGCGGCACCUGCAGACUCACGGGAUAGACAGAAAUGGAGAGCUGGAUUUCUCUACUUUCCUGACCAUUAUGCACAUGCAAAUAAAACAAGAGGACCCAGAGAAGGAAAUUCUUUUGGCCAUGUUGAUGGCGGACAAGGAGAAGAAAGGCUACAUCAUGGCGUCUGAACUGCGGUCAAAACUCAUGAAACUGGGAGAGAAGCUCACCCAUAAAGAAGUGGAUGAUCUUUUCAGGGAAGCAGAUAUUGAACCUCAUGGCAAAGUGAAGUAUGACGAAUUUAUCCGCAAGAUCACCAUUCCUGUGCAGGACUACUCAAUGAGGAGAAGGCAAGAGAGCCUCCCCUGGGCCGGAAAACUCAGACCGAUGAAUCUUUAAAAAGAAAAGCGUUCCUUUCACUUGUGGGAGAUGGCAAACACAGCAAGAUGACAUACCUGACCACAGCAGCGGGUAACUUAGCAAGGAAACGAAACGAUUUCAGCUACAGUAUUAGCAUGUCUUUAAUAAAAGACUUUUACUGAUUUUAAUAACUAACUACCAUCAGUCUAGCCCUUUAUAUCAUGGAAAGAGCCUAUGGUUUAGAGUUGGGCCAGGGUUCCAGUCCUGACUCUGCCACUUCUGAGUCAGGUGAUUUUGGGCAAAUCAUUUCACCCCUCAAAGCCUUAGGAUCCUCACUGAGGUUGGAUUCCUACUUCUUACCUCAUGGAGCCUGUUGAAAAUGGUCUUCAAAGGGCCUUUGCAAAUUGUAGAGCACUGUGUAAUCCUGGGUUGCCAUGGUCGUGCUUCUCCUAAAAAGGGCAAUUUACCGAAAGACUAAUAUUCUGUAUUUGGGUGCUAGAAUCAUCUUCCACAUUUUCAAGAUAAAGCUAGCUGAGAAACAGCAACAAACAGAGAGCUCAAACUAUGGCAACAGUUCUUGCAGCACCACAGGGUCACAUACAAAUUCUCAUUCCCAGUGCAUACUAAUGUAGUUCAGGAUAUUCAUUCAUAAACAGGAUAAAAAACAGGUUUAAAACAAGGCAGCAUCAGCUAAACCCUGGGAAGAGUGAUCCGACUACACCCCAAACCAAAGGAAACCAGAUGUGACGAGUUGCAUUCACUGAGGCCUUGCAGAGCUUGAGAAGACCUGUUAUGAUGCUUCUGUCAGAAUUUUGAGCUCCUCCCUGACCCAUUAUCACAGAGGUUCAUGGGACUGGGAUGGUCUGCUCAAGUGGGCCAAACUGAUGAUGGCGUCAAGCCAUUUCCUCAGGACUAAUGGAAAGUAAUAAGGGGAUGGAACAGGCCACAGCCAUGACCCAGCGAGAGCCCUGGAAAACAAUAGUAGGGGUACUGGUCCUGCCGGGAGCUUUUCCAGCACAAGUGGCUUUUUAAGUUAGUUAUGUAGCCAGGAGGUGCCAGGCUGGUGCUGCCUGUGCACUCAUCAAUGGUGUGGAUCCAUCGCUAGCGCCAGCACAGCCCUAAAACGGGCUGGAGUCACACACCAGCAUGCUGAGGGCGGAGCGGGGCAGAACUCUUAACUACAGAGAUUUUCAUCCUUAUAUGUAUCAAAACUGGGAUCUCUGGGCUGUGGCUUUUUCUAAUUGUGCCUUAGUGGCUAAAGCAAAAGAAAACCAAAUUAAGAGGGAGGUGCGUCUCUGGGGAGGUUUACACAGAACGCAAAUCUAAGGGCCAGGAACAAGGUAAACUUCAGGGGACAAAACAGUCACAGUCUUAGUGCAGCUAUCUCACGAUGCUGCAUGGCCUCAGACCAAAUGGAGGUCCUGAGAAAGGAGAGCCGCUUUCAUUUCCCCAACAGUGUAACUGCCAAUGAAUUCCUAGGAGCUGUAGAGGCGGCUUCUGUGGGGGCAGGCAGUAUAUGGGCCCCAAAACAGCAAGUAGGUGACCUUGUGAUCGUCAGGCUGGAUCUUAGGCUCACUCGGUACAGGGGCAGAUCCAGGUUUUGUGGGGUCUGAGGGUUAUACGAUUCGGCGGCCUUCUUUAAGAAUAUUACAGUAGAAAUAGAGAAUUACUAGGGCUGCUCCUGGGACCCUGGAAGAGACCAGAGCAAGUGAGGGGCCCUGGAGCUUAAACUUCAUUACCUUCAUGGUAAAUCCAUCUGAGGGCUGGUUAGAUGUUGGCACCCAUGUUGAACUGCUAUAUUUCACUUUCAGGCAAGGCUCAAGGGUCCUAGUGCGCCACAUUUCUUUUUAACUCAUCAUGGACAUGAGGAAGUUAGUCCUGCACAGCCACUCUGACAGUAGAUACCUGUGAUUUAGAUGGGACAGGAAAAGGAAGUUCUGGGCUAUAACAAUAAACACGGGUACGUUCCCUCAAAGCUUUGUCUUUAUAUGCCACUGAAUGGUACCCGUUUGGUUUCAAAGCAAGUUUUAUGAAUCUCAUUUGCCUAACAGGAACCUGAAGUAGACCUUGCCAAAAACAUAAGUGGUGUGUAACAGCCUUGAGAACCUGGGGCUUGUGUCCACUGACUCAGUGUUCCUCAUUAAGGGUGUUCAGUGGGUAGGAUUCCAAGAUCCUGGGAUGUGCUCUGAUUUAAACUUCUACCCCAGGAAAGGCUCUGACACUACCCCAUGUCUGGGUUUCAUGCUCAUUCCUGAAAUUCCUGUUGGUUUACCUAGCACCAAGUAUUGUUUGCAAAGAAAAGGCCACAGUGCUCUUAACAAUCAAAUUGCAGAUUAAACAGAUUUAAAACUAAAUGGAUGCUGUGGUUCAUUACAAAGCUAGCCAUAUUUCAGUAAGAAAGGGGAAUGAUAGCUGUAUAUUCAUUACUUACCUCAAAGCAUGUUGCAAGAGAAUGAGUUACCUGUCAUGCUUUGAAAUCUCUGGAUCAGAGGGGCUCUGGAAGCACAAAGCAUCGUCACUUUUUCUCAUAGGGAUUGUCCCCUUGUAUACGCAGCAGUGUAUUUUACAGAAGACAAAUUAACUGAAGGCUUUUCUUUUAUUACAUCUAAAGAGCUCUACAUAAACAGGUAACAUUCAAUAGGUAAACAAUUUUUUUUCCAAUGCAUGUAAUAAAUAUUUUCACUUGGUACUUUUAUACAAACUGACAUUGGCCUACUAUACAUUUUUAAAAGCCAUUUUACUGGUUUGGCAUGCGGUAUGGAAAUUCUAAGAGAGAAAGUUUUAAGGCAAUGAAUCACAGAUUUAAGUUCAUGGAAUUUAUGGUAACUUUUAUAUCUGUUUAUAUACAUUUUUCCCCUUUGUUAAUUAAACAAUUAACAGCAGCACACUCUGGGACCACCAGCUAUUCUCCCUCCCUCUUUCUGAAAUCUAAGCUUUGUAUUUUCUUUUAAUUAAAAAACAGAAUUCAACAUGUAUUGAUAAAACAAAACUCUUACUAAAAUAAUUUCAAAUGUGCUUUAAAGUCCUAAAGAUCUUGAAGUGUUUUGUGUGUUUAAAAUUGGAG